UGACGUCAGCGGUGAUUUGGAAGAUGUAGCUGGAAGUUGAGCAAGGUGGCCUUUUGUUUUGAGUUAGGGCUUAUCUGUUAAUUUUAAUGCACACUGCGUUUUAUACGAGCUCACAUGGCGUAAAGUGUACACACACCAAGUUGAAAGACCACAGCAGACGCCACCAUCAUGCCUCAGAAGGUCCAGAAGAACUCUCAGACGGCUCACUACAUCGAGCUCGGAGGUUAUCAGUACUGGCCGGUGCUGGUGCCCAGCGGCAUCCGCCUCUACACCUACGAGCAGAUCCCGGGUUUCCUGAGGGAGAAUCCCUACAUCACAGACGGAUACAGAGCCUACCUGCCCUCCAGACUGUGCAUUAAAAGCCUUUUUGUCCUCUCCAAUGAGACAGUGAACAUUUGGAGUCACCUGCUGGGCUUCCUGCUCUUCUUUUGCCUGGCCGUCUACAACAUGGCCUGCGUGCUGCCGGACCUUGGCGCCUCCAGAGAAGACUACGUCAUCUACUCCAUCGGACUCUUCUGCGUUAAGCUGUGCUUGCUGUGUUCCGUGGGUUAUCACCUGUUCUGCUGCCACCGCUCCGAGAAGACGAGCCGCCGCUGGAUGGCCCUGGACUACGCCGGCGUCUCCAUCGGCAUCCUGGGCUGCUACGUGCCGGGCGUCUUCUACACCUUCUACUGCAAUAACUACUGGCGUCAGGUGUACCUGGUGACGGUGCUGGCGAUGAUCCUGGCCGUCUUCUUCGCUCAGAUCCACCCCCACUACCUCGGCAAGCAGUGGAAGAAGCUCCGCUCGCUCAUCUUCUGCUCGGUGGCGUGCUACGGCCUGGUGCCCACCGUGCACUGGAUCUGCAUCGACGGCGGCUUCACGGACGAGCUCGUGCAGGUGAGUCACGCCGGCCGUCCGUCCGGCACUCAUCCAGGACGCCAACGACGCCGUCAUCUUUCAGGCCUUUGUUCCCCGCGUGCUGCUCAUGUAUUUGAUGGCGGCGUUGGCGCUCGUGUUCUUCGUGUCCAAAGUACCCGAACGCUACUUCCCAGGCCAGCUGAACUACCUGGGCUCCAGCCACCAGGUGUGGCACGUGCUGCUGCUGCUCAUGUUCUACUGGUGGCACCAGUCGUCGUGCUUCAUCAUGGCGUACCGACACAGCCGGCCGUGCCCGGACGCCGUCACGCACUCGUAGCCGCGCCGUGUUUUUCCCAUGUGGAACAUUUGAAACACCGCAGCCGCUUUACCGGUUUCCAACCCGUGACGCCUCCUGAGGACGCGUUCGGUCCAUUUUUAGCAUUUCAUGUUGAAAACAUGUUAACCAUAUAUGCUUGUUACGGUUACAGAUGAAAAUAGCAAAAAGUGGCUGCUGAAAGUACAUGAAUGACUAACACGGCGCCACCAGGUGCUGCUAGUGAGUGAAAUGUUUGAGUACACUGGAAAAUAACCAAGCCGCCGCGAAUGUCAGCCGUAUUUUUGUUUGACUGUACGGUGAAGCGGACGACACUACGAUUGGUGGACUCUGGAGGGGGUUGAUCACAGCGCGGGGGAGCGAACAGAACAGGAACAAUCAUUUGUCAAAACACGAGCGUGUUCACUUUUCACGCUUAAAACCACAGCAGCAUUUGAUCAACUAGAUAAAAAUACACUCGUUGACUCGGUUCAUUUGGACACAGUGGAACCUCGGUUUUUGUACGCCCCGGGUUUUUUACGAAAAUUAUCGCUAGAAAUAUGUCCGUUUUCGAUCACGUACUCUGUUAUCGUGCGGCCAAAGAGUGCCCAAACAGAAAAUGGAUAGCGGUUCUUUCAGAGUUGGGACACUACAGCCCGAUUCCGGCCAGGCGUGUUCGGAGAACGCACACAGGACGACUCUUCCCUCCUAAUAAGCACUGCGCGCACUACCGCGCAUUUCUGAGUGUUCGACAAAUCUGUACCUCCAAAAAAAUAUUUAAAAAGUUGUAAGGGCCAGAACUUUUGAUAAGUUGAGAAACACUACUGAAUUCAAGAAAGAAGUCGUAGCAAAGUUGGAAGGUAGCCUCUGUUGCAAUGGAAUAGCAACGUACUGAAUACUGAACACGCGUUGCAGGUCGUCAAAAGGCUGAAUUAAGGGCGACACAUGACGGAUAUGUGGAAUGAUUGUACCUAAGCAAGUAUACGUCUCUCACCGGCCACAGUACGUUCCUCGUUUAUACGGAUUUCUGCAUGUCUUAUUCACAAUAAAUGGGAUUUAAAAUUUUUUUUUUAAUUCCGAUGAAAAAAUUGAUUGGACUUUCUGGAACUGAGGUUCCGCUGUACGUAUGUGUUGUUCAUGUGGUUGAAGUUUUAGAUUUUAGAAGUUUUAGUUUGACUUUUUUUUGUAUUUAUUAUUUUCCAUCUUUGUAACGUUGUCACCCAAUAAAAGAAGCUGAGAAGA
Molecule: messenger RNA, 2395 nt
Organism: Dunckerocampus dactyliophorus (ringed pipefish)
Lineage: Eukaryota; Metazoa; Chordata; Actinopteri; Syngnathiformes; Syngnathidae
Gene: paqr3a
Product: progestin and adipoQ receptor family member IIIa
Exons: 6
Coding region: 169-1332 (387 amino acids)
Cellular component (GO): membrane
Molecular function (GO): signaling receptor activity
Source: RefSeq, a predicted model, not a curated record